CUUUAUCCUUUGUAAUUAAAUUGUUGAGUCGUGAAGUGCUUUGCUAGGGUUUCUGCAACUCAACUAGGGGUUUACGCGCGGCGUCACCUUCAUCCGCUGCCAUGGUUCUCAAGACUGAACUUUGCCGAUUCAGUGGUGCCAAGAUAUACCCUGGUAGGGGUAUCAGAUUUAUUCGGUCAGAUUCUCAGGUUUUCCUCUUUGUCAAUUCAAAAUGCAAGAGGUAUUUUCACAACCGCCUGAAGCCAUCAAAGCUUACAUGGACAGCCAUGUACAGGAAACAACAUAAGAAGGACAUUGCUGCUGAAUCUGUGAAGAAGAAGCGCCGGGCCGCCAAGAAGCCUUAUUCAAGGUCCAUUGUUGGUGCCACCUUGGAAGUCAUACAAAAAAGACGGGCCGAGAAGCCAGAAGUCAGAGAUGCUGCACGUGAAGCUGCUCUCCGUGAGAUUAAAGAGAGGAUCAAGAAGACCAAGGAUGAAAAGAAGGCGAAGAAGGCAGAGGUGAUGGCCAAGACACAGAAGACACAAUCCAAGGGUGGUGUUUCUAAGGGCGCUGUACCCAAGGGCCCCAAGCUUGGAGGUGGUGGUGGAAAGCGUUGAGCUCCUUAUUUAUCCAUUUUGCUACAUGCGGCAGCAUAAAACUAUUAAAAGUGUUUUCUCUCUGAAUUUUUUGUAUGGAUUGCUUUGCCUUCUUAGUGGCAGGGCUUAUUUUGUUAUUUACCCCUUGACAUAUUGUUGGAAGACACGGUGGCUUUAUAUCACUUUUAAACUAAGCAAUUGCUUAGCAUCAGCUGUCUGACAUA
This is a messenger RNA of Quercus lobata, 799 nucleotides long. RefSeq names its product 60S ribosomal protein L24. Gene Ontology annotation, biological process: cytoplasmic translation. NCBI's taxonomy places the organism in Eukaryota, Viridiplantae, Streptophyta, Magnoliopsida, Fagales, Fagaceae. Bases 102 to 596 code for a protein of 164 amino acids. The record is from RefSeq and is a predicted model, not a curated record. Gene Ontology annotation, molecular function: structural constituent of ribosome; mRNA binding. Gene Ontology annotation, cellular component: cytosolic large ribosomal subunit. The transcript is spliced from 5 exons.